UCUAACAAGAAGCGCCGAUCAGACAAAGCACACAUCAAUUGACAGAAAUCCACGUAUUACCAUAUUUUAAGGCCGUUGUCAUGCGUUGAAACACCUUCUGUUAUUCAUCUUCUUCUUCUUCUUCUUCUUCUUCUUCUUCUUCUUCCUCCUCGCAAUUUCUUCUCCAUCACUCGUUAAUCCCAUAAAUUCCUAAUCCAAAAAACUUCUCCAUUCGCCACUUUCUGUAACUGUAUAUUAUGGCACCAUCUACGCUUAUAUGUGACACUGAUUCUUGGCAAAACUUGAAGACCCACGUUGCGGAAAUUAAGAAGACCCAUCUUCGUGAUUUGAUGAGUGAUGCUGACAGAUGCAAAUCCAUGAUGGUUGAAUUUGAUGGUUUGCUGUUGGAUUACUCCCGGCAGAAUGCAACUCAUGACACCAUGAGUAAACUAUUUCAGCUUGCAGAGGCUUCCCAUCUCAAAGAUAAGAUUAAUCAAAUGUUCAAUGGAGAACAUAUCAAUAGCACCGAGAAUAGGUCUGUUCUCCACGUUGCUCUUCGUGCAUCGAGAGAUGCAGUAAUAAACGGUGAUGGGAAAAACGUAGUCCCUGAUGUGUGGCAAGUUCUAGAUAAAAUUCGGGACUUUUCUGAGAAAAUCCGAAGUGGUUCUUGGGUCGGAGUCACAGGGAAACCACUGACAAAUGUUGUUGCUGUUGGUAUUGGAGGGAGCUUCUUAGGACCUCUCUUUGUGCACACAGCUCUCCAAACAGAAUCCGAGGCUGCCGAAUGUGCAAAAGGACGUCAACUACGUUUUCUGGCAAAUGUUGAUCCAAUUGACGUUGCAAAAAAUAUCUCUGGAUUGAACCCUGAGACUACGCUAGUUGUUGUGGUAUCAAAGACUUUCACGACUGCUGAAACCAUGUUGAAUGCUCGGACACUGAGAGAAUGGAUUUCCUCUGCACUUGGGCCUGCAGCAGUUGCAAAGCAUAUGGUGGCCGUUAGCACUAAUCUCACGCUUGUUGAAAAAUUUGGCAUUGAUCCUAAAAAUGCUUUUGCAUUCUGGGACUGGGUUGGAGGCAGAUAUAGUGUAUGUAGUGCAGUUGGGGUUUUGCCUUUGUCUCUUCAGUACGGGUUUCCUAUUGUUGAGAAGUUUCUGAAGGGAGCUUCAAGCAUUGAUCAACAUUUCCACUCUGCACCCUUAGAGAAAAACUUACCGGUUCUUUUAGGUUUGUUGAGCCUUUGGAAUGUUUCAUUUCUUGGACAUCCGGCAAGAGCCAUAUUACCAUAUUGCCAAGCACUGGAAAAAUUUGCUCCUCAUAUUCAACAGGUUAGCAUGGAAAGUAAUGGAAAGGGUGUCUCAAUAGAUGGUGUGGUGCUUCCUUUUGAGGCUGGUGAAAUUGACUUUGGUGAACCUGGAACAAAUGGACAACACAGCUUUUAUCAGCUAAUUCAUCAGGGACGUGUUAUCCCCUGUGAUUUUAUUGGAAUUGCAAAAAGUCAGCAACCUGUAUAUCUCAAAGGUGAAGUAGUGAGCAAUCACGAUGAGCUCAUGUCUAACUUCUUUGCACAGCCAGAUGCACUAGCUUAUGGAAAGACCCAAGAAGAGUUGCAGAAGGAGAACAUAUCUCCCCAUCUUGUCCCACACAAGACCUUCACCGGAAACCGUCCUUCUCUGAGCCUUCUGCUUCCAUCUUUGACUGCAUAUAAUGUUGGACAGUUGCUGGCCAUCUAUGAGCAUAGAGUUGCGGUUGAAGGUUUCGUAUGGGGUAUCAAUUCUUUUGACCAAUGGGGAGUUGAGCUAGGAAAGUCACUGGCAAAUCAGGUUAGGAAACAGCUUCAUGCAUCUCGUACUAAUGGAGAAGCUGUCAAGGGCUUUAAUUUCAGUACUACAACAGUGAUGGCAAAGUAUUUACAGGAGACUUCUGAUGUCCCUGCUGAGCUUCCAACCAAGUUGCCAUAGGUGCAGCUCGUUUCCUUCAAACAUGGUUUUGCUGCGUUUUUCAGAGCACCAACAAGAACUCUUUAGCUCUUAACCAACUAGAAUAAUGACAAACCCAGCUGUUUUGGUUUUGAUCCUUUGUCAAUUUUGCCAAAUAUGUGUAAUAAUAGACAACAAAAGAUUAGUAUAUUUCGUUACAUGAAAACAAAGUUCUGAAGUAUAUUUCACUUCUUUCAUUCUGUUGACUGAAUAACAUAUGAAAACAGAGUUAUGAAGUAUAUUUCACUUCUUUCA
This is a messenger RNA of Spinacia oleracea (spinach), 2210 nucleotides long. The record is from RefSeq and is a predicted model, not a curated record. Lineage: Eukaryota; Viridiplantae; Streptophyta; Magnoliopsida; Caryophyllales; Amaranthaceae.